CCAAAAAGAAAUACCUCAACAACAAAGCAGCGGAAAUCCUACUUCUUCAGAAGUUCAACAUGAUGACAUACCUCAAGAACAAAUUAGAAAACAUGUUUUCCCUUCAGAAAAACAUAUGCACCAGGAAAUACCCGAUAAACAAAGGAUCGUUAUAGAGAAUAUAAUGUGCACCGACAUAGAUGGUGAUGGCGCUGAAAAGGUUAAGGGCUUCGUCACAAUCUAUGACUUUGGAGGGGAGAAGGUGUUCUACAACACGCACCACUGUUUCAUGUCAAGCAACAUGGUCUUCGUUCUGGUGUUCGACGUCGCUAUGUGUCUCGAUCCAAGCCGAAAAAGGGAAGGCUAUGAAAGAAUCGAAUUCUGGCUGAGGUCCAUCGCUACCUAUGCUAUUGACCAAGCAGCACAUGGUAAAGGAACUCCUCCUAUCAUCCUCGUGGGAUCACACAUGGACAUUGCUUCUUCUAAUAAGGAAGAUCAAACAAGAUUAUUUGACUCAGUGAUAGCACAGCUGAACGAGAAUACAGAAAUUCGUGGAAUUAUUAAAACCCUCGUCCAUGAAAUGUUUCCCAUUGCACAUCUAAAUAUUUCAACUGGAAAGCAAACUACCUACUUGAAUGUGUGGAAGAAGAUAAUAGAGGUUGCCCCGCUCCAAUCUCAGUGGAUGAAACCCGUACCUGCAAGAUGGGUCGCCUUUGAACACGAGUUGGUGAGACUGAAAAAUGAAAGCAAUGCUAUCCUGACAUAUGCUGAUUUGUUGGAAAUCAACAGGGAGUUAGCAGUGCCAUUAGAAGAAGAUGACAUCAUCCAAUUCAUAUGGAAACUGAAGUUUUUCGGAUCUUUUCUGUGCUUUGAUCUCCAUAGCAAAUCACCAUUCAUCGUUCUUCGAGCACAGUGGAUAAUAGAUGCAUUCAAAGCCAUUAUAACCGACCGAAAGUUUACUUCCAAACUAACGGCGAAGCAGAGACUUCAGUGGUCGGAAUAUGAAAAAUCUGGUAUUUUACCGGUAAACUUCAUGAGACAACUUUGGGGGCAGGACAAGAAAUUUGGGUUUCUUGAAAAAGAAGACAGACUCUGCAUCGCAUUGGAAACUCUCGGUUUACUAUCUAAACCACUGUCGGUAGGUACCGAGGUGGAUUACUUCAUAGUUCCAAGUAUUCUACAAACUGCAGAUCCCGAGAUAAUUGGCCCAGUGCUUGAUAAACCUGACACUGUUACCACUGCCACUCUUUGCCUUAGGUUCGACAACCCUUUCAUCCCACAGGCCGUGUGGGACAAGAUGAUUGCCUCCUGUAUUCACAGGUUUCAGCGACUUGAACAGCCCGGACUUGAUGGUUUAAAGUUCAUCCGACGCGGAAUCGUUUGCCUUUCGGUGGAUUGCUUAUGGAACAUGAUCAUCAACUGCAGCGACAAUGCCAUGAAAGUGACAUUGUUCAAAGAGAAUACAGAUCGUUCAAUACCAACUGGAACUGGAAUUCCAUUGCUCCACGUUCUUGAAUUUCUUCUCAAGCGUAUUCUUGAGUUGAAUCACCAAAGUCAUCUAGGAUACCAAUUCUACCUUCAUAAUGACUACCGGUUCUCAACCGAUGAUAAGUUGGUGAAGUUGGACGAUCUUCUAGACACGCCACGUUUAAUAUGCUACGGUUUAAAAGGACCUGGCUGGAUAGAUAGAGACGACCUUUACGUCUGGUUUAAAGAUCCAAAUCACAAGGUGAAACAGGCUCAUAGUCGUAACGAUGACAAAAUGAAGGGUUUACCUGACAGAAAACUGUCAUUCAAAGAGAUUGGUAGAGUAUCUAGAUACAUCGGCAGAACAUACCAGACGUUCUUUUCCGAGCUGGACUGUCCGGUCGAGCUUGUUGAUCAGGAGAUGGAAGAGCACCGCCACCUCGCUUUUAGAUCUCGCAUAGCAAAGGUCUUUAUUCAUCUCCUCAAAACGAAGGCGGAUACUAGAUUCUUGGCUAUAGCAGAUGCGAUGUCACGACACGGGAUUGACCCUUCCAAGCUCGUGAACAUUCUGGACUCCAACAGGAAUGUUACUUUUGAUGACGAGACGUCGCCAGCUAGCGUGCUGCAAAAGUGCCCGUCUACGAAGGAUGCUUCGAUCAUUUCUGACCAUGUUGACAUCAAGACAUAUUUUAACUUGUUCCUGGAACUCGGUUUUUCACCCGCAAAGAUAGAUGACUUUGACGACCAAUACAGACAUAUAAAAACUCGCGUGAAGGUCACUGCCAUGCUGGAAGCGUUCAUAAAAGAGACCGAUCCCUGUCCAACGGUCAACACAAUACUCCUGGCGAUGCAUGAAUGCGACAUGGACACCGAAUCCCUGAUCGGAGGAUUAAAACCUCCAUAGAUACAGGAUGUUUUAGUGACGUCUGUUGUCUUGGAGACGUGAUAGAAGAUAUACCGGUUAUCAACUAAACCUGGUUAGGAGGUGAUGCACCAGUUGAACCCAUGGGAGUAGGGCGUAAUUAGGACGAUUGUAUCAUAGUUAAUAUUUGUGCCUAAAUGUGUAAUCAAAUGCAGAUGAACUGUUUGCUGUACAGUAGCUGAGCAUAACAUGGUAUGUAGUUACAAGCUUCGUGUUGCUGACUUAGGAAGUAUUUAUACUAGUAAAAUACACAAAUUGUGGUAUUAUGAAUGGUCAACAUUUUGUCAUUGGCUGUGUAAAUAAGACAUGUAAUGUAUAAUUUGCAAAACUGAAAAGUCACCCUUUAAUAUUUAAAACUAAAUACAAAUAUAUCAUGUAUUCAAUGGGAUAUAAGCUAAUCAAUACACACACAUGAUAUAAUGUUUUGUAAACAGCAUAUAUCCCUUAACGUCGUAUAUGUAUGAACUGUCUUUUGUACAUUUCAAGAUAUAUGUUAUUCUUCAAAGCAAGAUGUAAUUCAAUGACAGUUUGGUCAUUUUAUGUAAAAAUGCAUCUAUAACAAACCGUAUAUAUUUGGAAAAAAGGAUAUCUUUAUUUUUUUAGGAAAAACAUUUGCAAUGGAGAAAUCUAUAUCCGAGUUGCAUAUCAAGAUAAUGUCAUUUUUUUAAAGAUAUCAUUUGUUUCUAUUAGAUAUUUCUCUAUUUCAUUUUAAAAUGUUUCUCUUGUGUGUUUCUCUUUUUUAUUGAAAUUUAUGUCUAAGAAUUAGGUGAACCAUUUUAGUUGUUAUAUGUUAAGCUGGCUUGUAAUACUAAGCAAAAGCAAAUAUAUAAGUAAGUCAUAAUCCACACGUACAUGUUUAAUGUGGUGUCUGUGUGUAAAUACAUGUUAUGUACAUAGGAUAUUUACUUUAUUAAAUAUUCAGGAUAAUGCACAACAUUUUUGAAAGGUAUAAUCGAAGACAUAUAAUUUGUAUACUUUUCGGGCUGUGUCAAUAAGUAUAGUUGCAUGACCAUGGGCCGUUAAGUUUACUUCAUAUUAUCGUAAUCAAUCCGUUUCCAUGUUAAAACUAAGGGAUGGUACUGGUCUAACUGGUGAACUGUCUGGUUACGGCGAAGUGCCGUAAUAACGUUUAUCAAGUUAUUUCAUCGAAUGCUGUAUAUCGCAAUUGGCUUAAAUAGUACUGAUAUUAAUUACAAUGGAAUUAAAAUUAGCAGAAAAUUCCAAUCCGUAAAUAAAUGUGAAAAUUAAUAUCUCCAGAAAUAAAGUGAUAUACAGUAUGUUUCAUUCAAAAUUGUUUUCCAAAAUCAUCUCGCAAAAUAGAGUUUUAAAAUUUGAUAGCAAUUCAUGUAAACUUUACUACGACUCUACCAAACUUGUAACGCUAUCAAGUUUGAUUCACUUCCAGAAUACGACACAUUAUUUUAGCUCACCUGGUCCGUCGUCCGUCCGUCCGUCCGGCGUCCGGCGUCAAUAUUUUACU
Messenger RNA from Mizuhopecten yessoensis (Yesso scallop), 3848 nucleotides. RefSeq lists its product as uncharacterized. Bases 116 to 2350 code for a protein of 744 amino acids. NCBI's taxonomy places the organism in Eukaryota, Metazoa, Mollusca, Bivalvia, Pectinida, Pectinidae. The transcript has 8 exons. The record is from RefSeq and is a predicted model, not a curated record.